CCCCUCCCUCCCUGCCGCCCCGCCCCCGGGGAGAAGUCUCCGGCUGGGAACGGGCUGUCACAGCCGAACGGCCGGAGGCGGGAGGCGGGAGCUCGAGGCAGAUGCCGGGCGCAGCAUGACUGCCAUCGCGGUGCAGGCCCAGAGGCUGCUGGCCCAUAGGAGGCCCCACCGGUCCUUCUUCGAAUCCUUCAUCCGGACCCUCAUCAUCGCGUGUGCUGCCCUGGCCGUGGUCCUUUCCUCCAUCGCCAUUUGCGAUGGCCACUGGCUCCUGGCUGAGGACCGCCUCUUUGGGCUGUGGAAUUUCUGCACCACCUCCAACCAGACUGGUCUGCUCUGCCUCAGGGACCUGAGUCAGGCCCACGUGCCUGGGCUGGCCACGGGCAUGGUUCUAGCCCGCAGCACGGGCGCCUUGGCUGUGGUGGCCGCCAUUUUCGGCCUGGAGCUCCUCAUGGUGUCUCAGGUGUGUGAGGACCUCCACGCAUAUCGCAAGUGGGCCAUGGGCUCUGUCCUGCUCCUUGUCUCGUUCGUCCUCUCCUCUGGGGGGCUUCUGAGCUUUGUGGUCCUCCUCAGGAACCAGGUCAUACUCACUGGCCUCACCUUGAUGUUCUGGUGUGAGUUCACCUCCUGCUUUCUCUUCUUCCUGAAUGCCAUCAGCGGCCUCCACAUCAACAGCAUCACCCAUCCCUGGGGCCAACCAAGGAAAUUUUAAACACCCCCCCUCACCCCAAGGACCUAAGAUUCUACAAGAUCAGCAUGGGACUUUUCCAAAUGUGACUUCUGGUAGGGGAAGGGGUGGGACAAUGACCUUGAAACUGUUGCCUCUUAGCCAAUAAUCUUUGGGUGGUUGUCCAGAAAUGGUACAGGGCCUUUUGCAGCUGGUCUGCUGGGCCAGACACCAAGAGAGUGCUUCAGUGCUACCAGCUGUGCAGACUUAGCCAAGUUUAUUAGGAUGUUGAUUUUAGAAGAAACACAUUUUAAAACA
Molecule: messenger RNA, 982 nt
Organism: Manis javanica (Malayan pangolin)
Lineage: Eukaryota; Metazoa; Chordata; Mammalia; Pholidota; Manidae
Gene: TMEM37
Product: transmembrane protein 37
Cellular component (GO): membrane
Molecular function (GO): voltage-gated monoatomic ion channel activity; calcium channel activity
Source: RefSeq, a predicted model, not a curated record